AUGUUCUAUGCAUUGACCUUGACGCCGCCCUAUGUCUCGCUAUGGGCACCGCUGGGACUGCUCGCCGCUCUCUCCAUUCUCUAUGCCGCUAUAUACCGGGCCUUUUUCCACCCGUUGGCCAAAUAUCCAGGGCCUCUACUCGCCAAAGUAACCGGCCUGUACAUGGUGAACCAAGCAAUACGAUGUCGGGACACAUACACUCGCUACGAAUUGCACCAACGAUACGGAAAGGUCGUACGCACUGGUCCCAAUGAAUUAUGCUUCGCCGAUGCCGCAUCCAUCAAGGACAUCUACGGGCAGAGCUCGGAGCCUUGUCUCAAGGCCCCCUACUUUUAUGACGGCUUUACCUUGACGGGAACCAGCUCAGUCUUCUCUUCGACGGACCGUAUCGGACACGCACGCAUGCGCCGCCUACUGUCGCAUGGCUUCUCGGAGCGUGGCGUACUCUGCUUCCACGACGAGAUCAGAAUAAUGGUUGAGAGAUACCUUUCGAUCAUGUCCCAGUCGACACCGACAAUCGCAAAAACAGAACCAGCGGUCGAACUACAUGACCUCACUCAUAAUCUCUUCCUUGACAUAACUAGUCAGCUCAGCUUCGGCAAGUCAUUUGAUAUCCUGAUUGGUGGGGACCAUGACGGAGCACGAGACAUCGAGACGUACUUCAACAUCUGCCCCCUAUUCGGCGUGUUCCCCGUGGCACGAUACUUGCCCUUUGGCCCGUUCAAGGCGGCGCGCAAAGCACAGCCACGAAUCAUACGGUUCGUGCGGUCGUGUAUCGACGAUUUCAAGGUCCGAUUGAGCCAAGGCACGUCCCAGGCCGGCCUGCUGAGAUUGAUGGUCGAGGCCAAGGAUGAAGAGACUAACUCUUCGUUUUCGGUCAACGAAUUAAUCGAAAACGCGGUCAUCUUCAUCAUCGCCGGAUCCGGCACUACCGCUGCUACACUGCUGUAUUUACUAUACGAGGUUGGACGACGACUAGAAAUACAAGGCAAGCUGGAGAGGGAAGUCAGAGCCACAUUUCCAGACUUAGAUGCGUUUCCAGAUUUUGAAACUGCUACGAAAUUGCCAUAUCUCAACUGCGUCGUGCAAGAAGUUCUCCGUCUUCGAGCCCCAAUUCCUACUGUCGCGCCGCGCGUCUCGCCCGGAAAAGUCAUCGGGGGCGAAUAUGUACCUGCUGGCACGAUCGUGAGUAACUUGGCCUACACCACUCAGCGAGACGGGUCCGUCUUUCACAAUCCGGACUCAUUUAUCCCCGAACGGUGGGAGCAUCCUACGGCCGAGAUGAAAGUCAUGCACCGACCGUUCAGUACCGGACCACGGAAUUGUGUUGGCAUGCAUUUGGCCAGAGUGCAGUUGCUGUUGACAGUGUGUGCAUUGUACCAGAGGUUUGAGAUUAGCUUGGAUCCACGCAUGACUGAGGACAUGAUGGUCCAGAGAGAUCAGGGAGUCAUGACUCCGGUUGCCAAACAGUUGUGGGUUCGGAUCCGUCCUCGCAAAGUGGACUAG
This is a messenger RNA of Cladophialophora psammophila CBS 110553, 1506 nucleotides long. RefSeq lists its product as uncharacterized. Gene Ontology annotation, molecular function: heme binding; monooxygenase activity; iron ion binding. The record is from RefSeq and is a predicted model, not a curated record. Bases 1 to 1506 code for a protein of 501 amino acids. The transcript has 2 exons. NCBI's taxonomy places the organism in Eukaryota, Fungi, Ascomycota, Eurotiomycetes, Chaetothyriales, Herpotrichiellaceae.